Sitophilus oryzae (rice weevil) is the source of this 480-nucleotide messenger RNA. Its product is annotated as craniofacial development protein 2-like. The transcript has a single exon. NCBI's taxonomy places the organism in Eukaryota, Metazoa, Arthropoda, Insecta, Coleoptera, Curculionidae. The record is from RefSeq and is a predicted model, not a curated record. The coding region runs from base 1 to 480 and encodes 159 amino acids. Gene Ontology annotation, molecular function: catalytic activity.
AUGAGUUUCGCUACAUGGAAUGUACAGGGAAUUAGGCUAAAAAAGGACAUCAUCGCUGCUGAAAUGCAAAAACAAAACAUGUAUUUAAUAGCACUUACUGAAACCAAGAAAAAAGGCCAAGGCACCGAAAAUGUUGGAGAAUAUAUUCAUCUCUAUACCGGAGUGGCAAAAGAAAAAAGAGCUGCCAGAGGAGUAUCAGUUUUAAUAAAAAAGAGCUGGAAAAACAAGAUUAAGAAUUGGGAAGCUGUUAAUGAAAACAUCCUAACAAUCAACAUCAUAUUAUAUGGCUAUAAUAUAACCAUCAUAGCAGCCUACGCACCCUCAGAGGAAGAAAGAUACAGUGUCAAGCAAGACUUCUUCGACAAAUUAGAUCAGCUCCUAGAAGAUUUUGGUAGAUAUAGGGAAGUUAUAUUGCUGGGCGACUUCAACGGACGAACGGGAAGAAAAAAUAGUAGGACCCUUUGGAGAGGCAACAACUAA